AUGAGCACUACCGAAGAAGGCGCAUCGCUCGUCCAGGCAGAGCCUGCAGAUGCCGAUGCAUCUGCCAAUGCCAACAAGUCGUCCAUGAAUGAUGCUGAUGCAAAGCUCGUCGACACAGCUUCCAACGGCGUCUCUCCCACGCCUCCUCCGGUCCGCGCAUCGCCAGUUCCUCCUCAGAUCCCUUCUGAUAGCAGCCCUGGCUCUCCUCUGAUGGGUUCCAUAUCGCCUCAAAUCCAGACUGUCUCUCACAGAGAUCCCAAGGCUGCUGCCGCCGCAGCAAGCGACAUGAAGAACAUUGUGCGCAGGAAGUUGACCGGUUUCGUUGGAUUCGCCAAUUUGCCAAACCAAUGGCACCGCAAGAGUGUCAGAAAAGGUUUCAGCUUCAAUGUCAUGGUUGUCGGUACGUGUGAACAUGAGCACUUUGGUGCAUGUAUGCGGCUUCUGACAUCAACACACANNGGUGAAUCCGGUCUCGGAAAGUCGACCCUCGUCAACACACUGUUCAACACCUCUCUCUACCCGCCCAAGGAGCAGAAACAACCCAGCCUCGAUUUCGCUCCGACCACUGUCGCCAUCCAAUCUAUCAGUGCAGACAUUGAGGAGAACGGUGUACGCCUGAGACUCAAUGUUAUCGACACUCCCGGCUUUGGUGACUUUGUCAACAACAACGAGUCCUGGCGCCCCAUCGUCGAGAACAUCGAGCAGCGCUUUGAUGCCUAUCUCGAUGCUGAGAACAAGGUCAACCGCAUGAACAUUAUCGACAACCGUAUCCAUGCCUGCGUGUACUUCAUUCAGCCCACUGGUCACUCGCUCAAGCCUCUCGACAUUGAGGUCAUGCGUAGACUGCACACCAAGGUCAACCUGAUCCCCGUCAUCGCCAAGGCCGAUACGCUUACAGACGAGGAGGUGAUCUCCUUCAAGCAAAGAGGCAUUCAGAUCUUCGAGGGCCCUCGUUACGAGCUGGACGACGAAGAGACGAUUGCCGAGAACCAGGAGAUCAUGUCAAAGGUUCCUUUCGCCGUUGUUGGUGCCAACACUGAGGUCAGCACCNCCGAAGGUCGCAAGGUGCGUGGCCGCAAGUACCCUUGGGGUAUCAUCGAGGUCGACAACGAGGAUCACUGCGACUUCGCCAAGCUCCGCCAAAUGCUCAUCCGAACACACAUGGAAGAGCUCAAGGAACACACCAACAACACGCUCUACGAGAACUACCGUUCCGACAAGCUCGAGUCUAUGGGCAUGCAGCAAGACCCUUCUGUCUUCAAGGAGAUCAACCCUGCAGCCAAGCAGGAGGAGGAGCGCUCGCUGCACGAGCAGAAGCUGGAGAAGAUGGAGCGCGAGAUGAAGAUGGUCUUCCAACAAAAGGUCCAAGAGAAGGAAAGCAAGCUCAAGCAAAGCGAAGAGGAGCUGUAUGCCCGUCAUCGCGAGAUGAAGGAGCAACUGGACAGGCAGAAGAACGAGCUCGAGGAGAAGAAGGGACGCAUCGAAACAGGCCGACCAGUCGAAGAGAAGGGCAAGAGAAAGGGUUUCUCAAUCCGCGGCUAA
Messenger RNA from Aureobasidium vineae, 1542 nucleotides. Lineage: Eukaryota; Fungi; Ascomycota; Dothideomycetes; Dothideales; Saccotheciaceae. The record is from the annotation of a GenBank genome assembly.